AAAAAAUCCGGUUUCUGCUAUAUUCGAUUCCGAGUCUUUGAUUCGUGGAACUCAAUUCAUCCACUCACUCCUCUUCCCAUUUAUCACUUGUGUAUAUACAUGUAUGGAUAUUCCUCCCAUUUGAAUUCUGGAGAAGAAAAACACUAGCUCAGGAGCAGCUCUGCCUUCUUUAUUUCUUCCUUUCUCUUCCAUCCAAGGAUUUUCAUCUUGUUACCAUUAGCACCUGCACAUAUGACACAAAGUAAUAGCGAUUUGUGACUACCAUAAUAUCAUCAUUGUGAUAGUUACUGCCACUUGGUAUGACAGUCCUGUGGUAAGACUGCAGAGUGAAGAUUGGUCAACAUGAGUAUCAUCGGAUCUGUCUCUGCCUUGAAUUCAAGCUAUUCAAUUCAUAUAAGGAACCGAUGUAAUUCACAUUCCAUUCAAAGUUGUUUUUUCAGUAUAGAUUCUGAAUGUAACAGUCAACUAGCAUUCAGAGGCAGUGCUUCCAUGGAUCACCGUCUGAGAACACCGACUCCAUGGCUGAUGAGAACACGGCCAAGGCAGGAAGUCAGCCGUUUGAAGGUUGUUUGUAUGGACUAUCCGAGACCAGAGCUCGAUAAUACUGUUAAUUUCUUAGAAGCUGCUUAUUUAUCUUCAACUUUUCGUACUUCAGCGCGUCCGAAUAAACCAUUACAAGUUGUAAUUGCCGGAGCAGGUUUGGCUGGACUGUCAACGGCAAAAUAUCUUGCGGAUGCAGGACAUCAGCCCAUAUUGUUGGAGGCAAGAGAUGUUCUGGGUGGAAAGGUGGCUGCAUGGAAGGAUGAUGAUGGAGACUGGUAUGAGACAGGCCUGCACAUAUUUUUUGGAGCUUAUCCCAACAUCCAGAACUUGUUCGGCGAACUUGGUAUAAAUGAUCGUUUGCAGUGGAAGGAGCACUCUAUGAUUUUUGCAAUGCCAAAUAAGCCAGGAGAGUUCAGCCGCUUUGAUUUUCCUGAAGUUCUCCCUGCACCGUUAAACGGGAUCUGGGCCAUCUUAAAGAAUAAUGAAAUGCUGACGUGGCCAGAAAAAGUGCGUUUUGCUAUUGGUCUGUUGCCAGCAAUGGCUGGCGGACAGGCUUAUGUUGAGGCUCAGGAUGGUUUAACGGUUAAAGAAUGGAUGAAAAAGCAGGGUGUACCAGAUCGAGUUAAUGAUGAGGUUUUUAUUGCCAUGUCAAAAGCUCUGAACUUCAUCAACCCAGAUGAGCUUUCCAUGCAGUGCAUUCUGAUUGCUUUGAACCGUUUUCUUCAGGAAAAGCAUGGCUCCAAGAUGGCCUUCUUAGAUGGUAACCCUCCUGAGAGGCUAUGCAUGCCAAUCGUUGAUCAUAUCCGAUCAUUAGGUGGUCAAGUCCAACUUAAUUCCCGAAUACAAAAAAUCGAGCUGAACUAUGAUGGAACGGUGAAGCAUUUUGUUCUCAGUAAUGGGAGUAUAAUCGAAGGAGAUGUCUAUGUAAUUGCGACACCAGUUGACAUCCUAAAGCUUCUUUUGCCUCAAGAGUGGAAAGAAAUUCCUUAUUUCAAGAGAUUGGAGAAAUUAGUUGGAGUUCCGGUGAUUAAUGUUCACAUAUGGUUUGACAGGAAGCUGAAAAACACAUAUGAUCAUCUACUUUUCAGCAGAAGUAAUCUUUUGAGUGUAUAUGCAGACAUGUCAGUGACAUGCAAGGAGUAUUACGAUCCCAACCGCUCCAUGCUGGAAUUGGUUUUUGCACCUGCGGAAGAAUGGAUUGGACGCACUGAUGCUGAAAUUAUUGAAGCUACUAUGAAAGAGCUUGCGAGACUCUUUCCCGAUGAAAUCGCUGCUGAUCAAAGCAAAGCCAAGAUUCUUAAAUACCAUGUGGUUAAAACGCCACGGUCAGUUUACAAAACCGUGCCUAAUUGUGAACCAUGCCGUCCUCUGCAAAGAUCCCCAAUAGAAGGGUUUUAUUUGACUGGUGACUACACAAAGCAGAAGUAUUUGGCUUCCAUGGAGGGUGCUGUUCUAUCAGGGAAGCUCUGCGCGCAGGCUAUUGUUCAGGACUGUGACUUACUGGUCUCUCGUGCCCAAAGAAACACAGCUGCAGAGGCAAGUAUUGCUUAGCCAAGCAACUGGCAGUUCCCAGACCGAGGCGUUCAAAAGAAGAUUUGGUUACAGAAACUAAUUUUUUGUCCAAUUCCCUCUUUGAUCCUAAAAGUUUGCAUCCUGAGUGCUAUACACAUCUUCAAUGUUCAGUUGGAGGAGGUUCUGUAAAUUUCUUGUAGGAGGUCAGUUUCCUCUUCCCUCUUUCAAUAAACUAGAUUUACUUGAUACCAAAGCUUGUAUACUUGGAUCCGUCAAAUGGGAUGCUGCUUUAGAAUCGAUCACAAUGUCAUCAGUUUGGUUGAGGCUAUUGAAGUUUUCAAAUCAUUACAGUGA
This is a messenger RNA of Magnolia sinica, 2409 nucleotides long. RefSeq names its product 15-cis-phytoene desaturase, chloroplastic/chromoplastic. Gene Ontology annotation, biological process: carotenoid biosynthetic process. The record is from RefSeq and is a predicted model, not a curated record. Gene Ontology annotation, molecular function: phytoene dehydrogenase activity. The transcript is spliced from 15 exons. NCBI's taxonomy places the organism in Eukaryota, Viridiplantae, Streptophyta, Magnoliopsida, Magnoliales, Magnoliaceae. Gene Ontology annotation, cellular component: chloroplast thylakoid. Bases 343 to 2094 code for a protein of 583 amino acids.